GCCUCCUAUCUUCACACCGGCUGAGCUAUCGUGCGUGCGCCCGCGCCGUUCUGUCGUUCCAAAUUCAAAGUUUAUUAUUUUUUAAACAAUCUGCAGUGUCAGUAUUUUAUGACAUUUAAUUGAAACUUUUUCAUUCAAAUUAAUUCUUUUUCUUGGUAAAGUGUGGCAAGUUAAAAUGCUUGAAACAUAAAAGAUGACUAUGUGACCAUUGAAAGUGCAUUGGAUUAUAUCGAAACUGUUUAUUCUUGAGGAGGAUUGUUCUAUUAUAUGAGUAAAUACGAAUGACAAGCAGAAAUGACAAGAAAAUUUCUUUUUUGCUUCCCGCUGCGGAUGGGGAACGUUGUGUUUGGCUACAUUGUUAUUAUAAUAAGCAUGGCAGUGGUGGCAUUCAACCUUUAUCAACUCGGCUUGGCUAUAAUUUCAAAGGACGAUAAUGAACUAGAGGCAAAGUUCAGUAACUUCGACAAAUUGGAAAAUAUAUUUGGAGAUGAAAAGAAGGACCGUUAACAACUGCCUCGUGACGACGUUCUUCGUGUACAGUUUCUUUCAUUUGUUCUUCACAAUCGGUCUCAUCGUUUUUGAGGCUAUUACUGCAGGAUGGAUUCAACUAGGAUUAAUUCUGUUAUCGGAUUUGCUCCUCAUUAUUUGCUUGAUAAGCGUAAAAUAUUUGAUGGAAGCAAUCAAGAAUGGAAACAUUUACAGCAGGCCGGGAGAAGAGCUUUACAAAUAUUGAUAAUGUGAUUCUGUAUUCUCGAAUGUGUCGAUUUGAUUGUGUAUUUAUAUUUAAGUAGACAUACAAAAACACACUUAACAAAUUAAUUUAUGUGUGUGCAUGGUGCUAAUACGUACAAAGGCUAUCACAAUCAUAAAGGCAUUCCAAGUUCAUCAUCGAUUAUAAGUAAAUUUUGAGAGACGAUAUUAAAUAUUGAUUGUGAACUUUACAUCUAUAUUAUAAACCUAUUUAUUUAUUUUUUAAAUAAGAAUAGCUAAAAAAUUAGCCAAAAGAAUUUAUAAUUGGCAACAAUAUGAAAUUAACAAAAAUUGUCGUUAAAAUAUCGACUAUACAUUUUCAGUUCAGUCUAUCAUCUGUUCAGUUAAAACGUAAGUUAGUGUGGGAACGGUACAGUUCGACUGUCAAUUAAGAUUGAUGAGCUGGAUUACUUAUUGUUGUCUUUAUUCCAAUAUUUAAAAAUUAACUAACUAAGUUAUUCGCAGGGUAACUUGAUUGAGUAUGAGAUAACAGAAAAAUACGACUGUUUUUCUUGUUUUUUAUUUAAUUAAUAAUUAAAUCCUUUUAUUAAAUCUAUUAAUAUUUAC
Molecule: messenger RNA, 1317 nt
Organism: Papilio xuthus (Asian swallowtail)
Lineage: Eukaryota; Metazoa; Arthropoda; Insecta; Lepidoptera; Papilionidae
Source: RefSeq, a predicted model, not a curated record